Messenger RNA from Emiliania huxleyi CCMP1516, 1791 nucleotides. RefSeq lists its product as hypothetical. Lineage: Eukaryota; Haptophyta; Isochrysidales; Noelaerhabdaceae. The transcript has 3 exons. Gene Ontology annotation, molecular function: protein binding; NAD+ poly-ADP-ribosyltransferase activity. The record is from RefSeq and is a predicted model, not a curated record. Bases 1 to 1791 code for a protein of 596 amino acids.
AUGCAGAGCAACGAGGCGCUCCUCAUCAAGACGCUGCUGGCGCGGAGCUGCCCGAGCGCAAGGCUGAGCCGCGUGCAGCGCGUGCAGAACAAGAAGCUGUGGCGCGCGUACUCCAACCACCGCGACGAGGAGCUCGUCCACAGUUGCGACGGCGGCGACGUCAACGAGAUGCUCCUCUUCCACGGCACGGCGGAGCGGGCGGCGGAGGAUGUGCUCGCACAUCAGAACGGGCUCGACCCGCGCUUCUCGAACGGCGGCUUUUACGGCCAGGGCAUCUACCUGGCGGAGGACCCGUCGUACCCGAUCGGCGGCCGGUACGCGCACCGCAUCUCCGGCUCGGGCGGCAGCCGCGUGCAGCUGCUCAUCGUGAAGGCCGCCCUCGGCUCGCAGCAGGAGAUGGGGCAGCGCAUCAGCGCGGAGUCGAGGGCGAUGCGCAUGCCGGACGUGCGCGUCGAGGGCCCUCCCCGACUCCUCUACGACAGCGUGCGCGGCGGGCCGCACCGCCCCUUCGUCUCCGGCGGAGGCGAGAACGGGUGCGACGCCUCCAUCGUACACGUUGUGUACGAGUCGCGCCAGAUGUACCCGGCGUACGUGAUCGAGGUCGAGAUGGAGAUGGGGGCCGAGGUGCUGGCGAUGGACGUGGCGGCAGCGGUGGCGGCGCUGCGGGCGCACGGGUCGGUCAGUCGCGUCGCACUUGCGGCUUGCGGGCGGUUGGGCCGUCUGUGCAAAGAGGCGCAGAACAAGCAACCCGCGGCGGACACGGGCGCGCUCGAGGCAAUCGUGGCGGCGCUGCAGGCGCACCCGCAGCAUGCGGGCGUGCAGCAGUUUGGAUGCUGGGCGAUGGGCAGCGUGUGUUUCGGCUUCGACGCCGCAGCGUUCGCACGUAAGCAGCGCGCAGCAGACGCGGCCGGCAUCGAGGUGGCUGUGGCGGCGCUGCAGGCUCACCCGCAGGUGGCGGGAAUCGCACGUAUGCAGCGCGCAGCAGCAGUGGGCGCGAUCGAGUUGGUCGUGGCGGCGCUGCAAGCUCACCCGCAGGUGGCAGGUGUACAGCAGUAUGGCUGUUCUGCGCUGGGCAACGUGUGCUUCGGCAGCGACGCCGCAGCGAGUGCAGCAGACGCGGGCGCGAUCGAGGCGAUCGUAGCGGCGAUGCAGGCCCACCCGCAGGCGGUGCGCGUGCAGCAGUUGGGCUGCAUGGCGCUGGGCAACGUGUGCUUCGGCAGCGACGCCGCAGCGCGGGCGCGGAGGCAGCGAGCUGUGACUGCGGGCGCGACCGAGGCGAUCGUGGCGGCGAUGCAGGCCCACCGGCAGGAGACGGGCGUGCAAAAGAAUGGCUGCAUGGCGAUGGCCAACGUGUGCUCCGACACCGACGCCGCAGGGUUCGCACGCAUCCAGCGCGCAGCGGACGCGGGCGGCAUCGAGGUGGCUGUGGCGGCGCUGCAGGCUCACCCGCAGGUGGCGGAUGUGCAGCAGUAUGGCUGUUUGGCGCUGGUCAACGUGUGCUUCGGCAGCGACGCCGCAGCGUUCGCACGCAAGCAGCGCGCAGCAGACGCGGGCGGCAUCGAGUUGGUCGUGGCGGCGAUGCUGGCGCACCCGCAGGUGGCGGGCGUGCAGGAGAAUGGGUGCUGGGCGCUGUUCAACGUGUGCUCUGGCACCGACGCCGCAGCGCGGGCGCGGAGGCAGCGAGCUGUGACUGCGGGCGCGACCGAGGCGGCGGCAGGGGCUAUGCGGGCGCACCCGGGCGACGCAGCUGCCCAGAGGCAAGGGCAGAAUUUGCGCGAUCUUCUUGCCUGA